AUGGCAAUAGAAUAUGAAGGAUAUAAAGUAUUGAGAAGUUUGGGAGAGGGUAGUUUUGGUUCAACCUAUCUAGUAGAAAAAGAAGGACAAGAAUUUUGUAUGAAGAAAAUACCCAUACCAAAGAAAUCAAAACAAGCUGAAAUCUUAAAAGAAGUAUCAAUCCUUCAAAGAUUAAAGCAUCCCUUUAUCGUUGGUUACAUCAACAACUUUGUAUUAAACGGCUAUCUCUAUAUUAUCAUGGAAUACGCCAACCAAGGUGACCUAGGUACCUUUUUAAAGAAAUGUCAACAAGAUAAUACUCCCAUUCUUCAAGAAACUAUAAUAUUAUGGUUUUCACAACUUUGUGCAGCAAUUAAAUAUGUUCAUGAUCAUAAAAUCAUUCAUAGAGAUAUCAAACCCAAAAAUAUUGUUCUACACGAUUAUCAAGUUAAACUUGCCGACUUUGGAGCUGGAAAGUUUUUAGAUUUACACCAACAAACCAAUACUACGAUUGGAACAGUUCUCUAUAUGAGUCCUGAAAUUUGUAAUCGUGAAGAUUAUGAUCAUUCAACUGAUCUUUGGUCAUUAGGUGUUGUACUUUAUGAAUUAUUAAAUUUAUAUAAUCCUUUUGGAGACUCAAAAAGAUCAGAAGAUAAUAAAAUCAUUUGGGAAAGAGUAAAAAAAGGAAUAUUAAAAAGACCAAACAAUCAAUACAAUGAAGAUUUAAAUAGAAUCACAACAUCUUUGUUAAAUGUAGCACCAAAACAUAGAUCAUCUAUUGAAUCGAUUUUAAAUAAUAGAAUCAUCUUUACAAUUGUUGAAAAGACUGAAGGAUUUAUAGAGUUGCUAGCAACCAAAUUAAAGAUUGAAAAUCUAAAAGAUACCAAUGGUCCACUAUACAAAAUCAAACAAGAAUGGGUGGAAAAAAGAAACCAAGAAAAGGAAAAGGAGAGAUUACAAGAACAACAAAGAUUGGAAUUGGAAAAGGUAAAUGAAAAACAAGACAUUUAUGGUUUAUUUAAAAGGGUUGAAAAAAGUAUUGUCAAACUAGAUCAAAUCAACUAUGAAAUGGAAAAGGAAUUAUUGUCAAAACAAUUAUCCUCACCUCCAACACAAUGGGUCAUCAAUGAAAAGGUAAAAAGUCGUCUUUCAAUCAAUCUCAAAGACAAUCCAAUCAAUAGUUGGGCAUUUGAAGUUGAAUUGAUUAGAAGUAAAUUGGAAAUUGUACCUUCAGAUAUUAGAAUUCAAAGUUUUGGUAAAAUUGAUCAAUACGUCAAUGGAAGAAUUGCUAAAUUAAUUUUUUUCAUUGCAUCAAUGAUGAGAGGUUCAGAUUUGAUCGGAUUUGGAAGGUCUUGGAUACUUGGCAGUUCUAAAGACAAAGAAACGGCAGUACACAUUUUCUCGGUCAAUGAAGAUUCAUUUGUAAUCGAUUCAUUAGAGAAUGCAUCAAAUUGUACAAAAACAAGUUGGUUCUUUGGGAGAAUUGGUUCAAAGUUGUCAACUUGA
Molecule: messenger RNA, 1485 nt
Organism: Cavenderia fasciculata
Lineage: Eukaryota; Evosea; Eumycetozoa; Acytosteliales; Cavenderiaceae
Product: putative protein serine/threonine kinase
Exons: 5
Coding region: 1-1485 (494 amino acids)
Biological process (GO): protein phosphorylation
Molecular function (GO): protein kinase activity; ATP binding
Source: RefSeq, a predicted model, not a curated record